This is a messenger RNA of Hemiscyllium ocellatum (epaulette shark), 1362 nucleotides long. It is a transcript of the gene arxa, whose product is annotated as aristaless related homeobox a. The transcript has 5 exons. The coding region runs from base 1 to 1362 and encodes 453 amino acids. Gene Ontology annotation, molecular function: RNA polymerase II transcription regulatory region sequence-specific DNA binding; DNA-binding transcription factor activity, RNA polymerase II-specific. The record is from RefSeq and is a predicted model, not a curated record. Gene Ontology annotation, biological process: regulation of transcription by RNA polymerase II. Lineage: Eukaryota; Metazoa; Chordata; Chondrichthyes; Orectolobiformes; Hemiscylliidae.
AUGACAACUCAGUACAAGGAGGAGAUUUGCGAUAGAUCCGAGUGCAAAAGUAAAUCUCCAACUUUGCUCUCCUCUUACUGCAUCGACAGUAUUCUGGGCAGAAGGAGCCCAUGUAAAAUUAGAUGUAUUGGAGCUCAAGCGUUGCCGCUUCUCACAGCCAGGAAUGAACCGAACCCAGCCAGUGAAGGAUCACCCAAGGAAAACGUGUCUUUUGACUCUGAGCUCCAUCUCCCCCCGAAAUUCCGAAGACUGUACGGGCUGGGAGGUAAAAUCUUUGACGCUCGGGGAUUUAACGAGAUUGCUAACGAGAAAUUGGAGAGAGACAGAUCCUCCGAACCGUUCCGAAACACCGAUCUGAAAAUCAGCCAGGCCCCGCAAGUCAGCAUCAGCCGCAGUAAAUCCUACAAAGAAAACUUCAGCCUGGGCAAAACGCAAGGGGACAGCACGCAGAGCCUGGUCCCUGCUCCAGAACUCAGCUCGCUGGAACCCGCUGACAAGUCGUUCGAAGGAGAUGCGAAAGAGGACGCGGUUGAAGACGACUUGAGCCCCAAACUUGUGGAGGAGGCUCAAACAGACGUGGAUGUGAAGGAUGGGGAGGACAGUCUGUGUCUAUCAGCCGGUAGUGACUCUGAAGAAGGUAUGUUAAAAAGGAAACAGCGGCGAUAUCGGACUACAUUCACCAGCUACCAACUUGAAGAACUAGAGAGAGCUUUUCAGAAAACACACUACCCUGACGUCUUCACCAGGGAAGAGCUGGCGAUGCGGCUAGAUUUAACAGAAGCACGCGUGCAAGUUUGGUUUCAGAACCGCAGAGCUAAGUGGCGAAAGCGAGAGAAAGCCGGAGCUCAGAGCCACCCAGGGGGUCUGCCCUUCGCCAGCCCGUUGGGAGCGGGACAUCCGCUGGGGCCUUACCUGGACAGCAGUCCCUUCGGACACCACCCGAGCCUGGAGUCAGCCUGGUCAGCUGCCGCCGCAGCAGCAGCCGCCGCAGCCGCAGCCUUCCCGGGGCUUCCACCUCCACCAGGCACCGCUGCUUUGCCCCCCAGCGGGGCCCCGUUAGGCCUCGGCACCUUCCUGGGAGCAGCCAUGUUCAGACAUCCUUUCAUCACCCCGCACUUCGGCAGGCUCUUCUCGACAGUAGCUCCGCUGACAGGCGCCUCUGGGCCUGCCCUGCUGAGACAGUCGGCCCCGGGGGUAGAAGGGGGAGUGCAGGCCGGCGCCCUCUCAGACCCCGCGGUAGCAGCAGCAGACAGACGAGCGUCCAGUAUCGCAGCACUCAGACUCAAAGCCAAGGAACAUGCAGCCCAACUCACACAACUCAACAUCCUUCCCGCACCCUCCACUGGCAAGGAAGUGUGCUGA